GAACAAUCCGGAAUCCUGCCCUCGAUCCUCCCAACAACGAAAUUACGUUUAUCAUCUGCAUUCCGUUUCCUCACAAAUUUCUACUGGGAGUAAUCAUAUCUAAAAAUCAACAAGAAAUUGGUUCUACAAGAUGAGUAAUCUUUAUGAGACAUGUUCCACUCAGUUCAGCACUGACCAGUUAGACAGCCUUCUUUCUUGCUUGUCGGAAGGGCACGGCGCAGUAAGUCAACUAUGUCAUAGUGUCACCUUGUCUCGACUGUUCGCAGCUAAUAUUUUCAUCAUUUUCCUCUUUUAUCGGAAGGCACUCGAUGGCGCAACGCUAGACAUCGCCAAGGGUCUGGAUUCGUUCUAUCUUAUUUUUGCGGGAGCUCUUGUGUUUUUCAUGCAAACUGGUUUUGCAAUGGUGAGUCUUUCGUUCCAUUUUUCACGACAUGCACGGCAUACCUGUAUUGAGACCAUAAACCUAACAUUAUUCGCCACCCCCACUAAUGUUUAAAACAGCUGUGUGCGGGAUCCAUCCGAAGCAAAAACGUCAAGAAUGUUCUCCUCUGGAAUCUUUUGGACUCCUGUGGCGGAGGCAUCGCAUUUUGGAUCACGGGUUACGCAUUUGCGUACGGCGGUGAAACUUCGACUGCCGAGUGGACCUUUAUUGGGAGCGAGAACUUCUUUUUGAUGGGAGAGAUCAAUCAUGCCUACUGGUUCUUUCAAUUCGCAUUUGCAUGUGCCUUGUCCAGCAUCGUUGCCGGGACUAUUGCGGAACGCACCCAAAUGAAGGGGUACCUGUUCUACUCGUUCUUCUUGGUUGGAUUCGCCUAUCCAAUUGUCGCCCACGCAUUUUGGUCGACCAAUGGGUUUCUGGCCAACGUCAACGCCGAGCCUCUCUGGGGGAGCGGUGCAAUCGAUUUCGCCGGGUCGGGUCCGGUCCACAUGAUGGGUGGACUUACGGCGCUCAUGGCUGCCUUGGUAUUGGGCCCGCGUAUGGGGCGCUUCUACGACGACGACGGAAGCCCCCUCGAAACUCCAGCCGAUAUUCCGGGGCACAGCACGCCCCUUGCCGUGCUCGGAACCUUUGCGUUGUGGUUCGGCUGGUACGGUUUCAACCCCGGAUCCACCUUUAUGGUAUCCAAUGGAAAUGCCGGCGAGGUCGCUGCACUCGUCGCAGUGAACACCACCCUAGCGGCCUGUUCCGGGGCCCUUAGUGCCAUGUUCACAAGCACGUGGUUGAGCUACCGCUCCAUCGGGCUCCACACCUACGAUCUAGCUUAUACCAUGAACGGCCUCUUGACGGGCUUGGUCGCCAUUACCGCCGGCUGUGCCGCGGUUGAGAGCUGGGCCGCCGUUGUCAUUGGAAUUGUUUCCGGAUGGGUCUACUUGAUCGCUUCGAAGGUUCUCAUCAAGCUUCGCAUCGACGAUGCUGUCGAUGCAAUUCCCGUGCACCUGGUUGGUGGAGCCUGGGGUCUUAUCGCCGCCGGUCUCUUCAGCACCCCCGAUCUCAUGGACAAGGCCUACGGGCAAUCGGAUCACGUUGGAUGGUUCUACGAAUGGGGACGUGGAUCCGGCAAUUUCACCUUGAUCGGUAUCCAGCUGAUUGGCAUUCUGUUCAUCAUCGGCUGGACAACCGCGCUCAUGUAUCCCUUCUUUUACGUCCUGAACUAUUUCGGUGCCCUCCGCGUCGAUCCCCUCGAAGAAGCGACCGGCAUGGACAUUUCGCGCCACAAGGGUCCAGGCUACAACGUCGACCAGUCCAAGCACGAGAACGAGGCCGCCGAAGAGCUGCAAAAGUCGAGACGAUCGCUCCUGGGCAAUUCAUCUGGUAGAAGAUCAACAGGCCCCGAAACUUCCCCCGAAAGAGCCAAUCCAACUGCUGUCGAAGUGGAAGAAAGCGCAUAGAACCAUUGCGUAGGGUAUUUUGGAUUAUUCACAGUGGUCGCAAAAUGGAUCCUAGAAAUAAUUGAAUGAACGAAUGGGUAGUGGUCAGAAACCAAUGAAGAGAUGCAUGUAUGCGUUUGUAUUUGUAAUAUGUUAUAACAUGAAUGCUUUAGUUUAAUUUAAUUA
Molecule: messenger RNA, 2055 nt
Organism: Pseudo-nitzschia multistriata
Lineage: Eukaryota; Bacillariophyta; Bacillariophyceae; Bacillariales; Bacillariaceae
Source: the annotation of a GenBank genome assembly